Molecule: messenger RNA, 701 nt
Organism: Caenorhabditis elegans
Lineage: Eukaryota; Metazoa; Nematoda; Chromadorea; Rhabditida; Rhabditidae
Source: the annotation of a RefSeq genome assembly
GAGCACCUUGAACUUGAGUUUGCUUUGAAAAAUAUGUUCGAACACAAAUUGUCAAUUUGAAUGUGGAUGGCAAGGAGUCUGCCACGUUGAAGACCACCUUGCAAAAAUUCGAAGGAAAUCUGAAAGAACUGCCUGAAAUUCAAGGAGAGAGUUCGCCUACGUCUCCAAUUUUCAUCGAUCGUCCCUACAAACACUUUGGGACCAUUCUCAACUUUUUGAGAGAUGGAGACGUGAUUCUUCCCAAUUCUAUGGAGAGCCUCAAAGAACUUCCCCGAGAAGCUAUCAUUUAUGAAUUGACAGGGUUGAUUGGAAAAUGCCAAGAGGCGAUUGCAAGAUUGGGUGGAGAGCCAACAACAGUGUCUCUGUCUAAAAUCGAGCAAAAUGCAACACCACCAACUAUUGGAGAUCCUGUAACAAGUUCAUCAGGCGACACAGAUUCACCUCAGAUCCUUGAACAGCCUGACAACAACGAGAUUCAAAAAAGCUGGAUACGCGAACGAAUAUUGAACAUAGUUAAUUCUACUCACUGGUUGAUUUCGCAAUGCCGAGAGUUUCUCGAUGCGGCGGAAGAUGCACUCCUCUUUGUGGAAGGAAACAUUGAGGUGAUAUCUUCAACCAUUGGCAAUAUCAUCCGACUCCUUCAGUCAGCUAGGCAGUUUCGCAUCUUUUAUAGACUUUUUGGGAUGUUUUUCACAUUUUAA